Hippopotamus amphibius kiboko is the source of this 1624-nucleotide messenger RNA. It is a transcript of the gene TEX9, whose product is annotated as testis expressed 9. Bases 84 to 1196 code for a protein of 370 amino acids. The record is from RefSeq and is a predicted model, not a curated record. NCBI's taxonomy places the organism in Eukaryota, Metazoa, Chordata, Mammalia, Artiodactyla, Hippopotamidae. The transcript has 12 exons.
CGCGGCUGGAGGCUGCGGGUGUUGUGGUAACUCUCGCGGGAAGAUGCGUCGUUGCCUCAGCAACGGCGUCGCGGCCGCGAAAGAUGGCGGGGCGAAGUAUUAAGAGACGGGGCGUUUCAGGGACUCCGCUUCCGCAACGCGUUCAGCAACCUGCCUCAUCUCAACGGGACCUCCUCGCCAAGGAGGAAGAAUAUAAGCGUUUAAAUGCAGAAUUAGAGGCAAAAACUGCUGAUCUGGUUCGACAAGCUGAAGAAGUAAUAAGAGAUCAGCAAGAAGUACGAUCUAAGUCUGUUUCAACACAAAUUAAAUCAUAUGAAGAGGAAGAUGAUUAUAGUUUAAGACGUCCAUUAUCUUCUGAAGGGACAGUUCAUUUAUGUUCAGAAACUAAGCCAAAGACCAAAAAUGUGGAUCCAGUAAACAAAGUUCAAAACAAAUUACACUCUGCAAGUAAAGGAAGGAAAUCAAAUUCAAGUGUAAAGUUGAAAUACCCUGAUGUACAAACUGCCAAUGAUGUUGCCAUUCCAGAGGAUUUCUCAGACUUUUCUCUUGCAAAAACAAUUUGCAAAAUUGAAGGGCAACUGGAGGAAGAAGGCUUACCUGAUUAUACAGAUGAUGAUAUUUUUUGUGGUGUUAGUGAAGACAUUGGAACGGAAGCACAGAUCAGAUUUCUGAAGGCCAAACUCCGUGUUAUGCAGGAGGAAUUGGAUAAUGUUGUAUGUGAAUGCAAUAAAAAGGAGGAUGAAAUCCAGGAUUUAAAGUCUCAACUGAAAAGUUUUGAAGAAGAUUGUAUGAGACAGCAGCGAACAAUUAAUUUGCAACAGUCUCAAACAGAAAAGUAUAAAACUCUUUUUGAAGAAGCAAACAAAAAAUGUGAUGGAUUACAGCAACAGUUGUCUGCAGUAGAAAGGGAAUUAGAAAAUAAAAGAAGACGGCAAAAACAGGCUGCCACGAGUCAAAAUGCCAUGGAAGUUCGCUUGAAUAGAGCUCUAGAAGAAGCAGAAAAGUACAAACUGGAGUUGAGUAAACUAAGGCAAAAUAAUAAGGAUAUAGCAGAUGAAGAACACAAAAAAAUCGAAGUGUUAAAAUCAGAAAACAGGAAGCUAGAAAGACAAAAAGGAGAAUUAAUGAUAGGGUUCAAGAAACAAUUAAAAUUAAUUGAUGUUUUAAAAAGACAGAAGGUUGAAGAUCCAAUUUAAACCAUGAAGAUGAGGGCUAUACCCUACAGAAGCCAUGACGAAAAGCUGGAAGGAGCCUGGGUUCCUAGCCUCAACUUCUAGACUUUCAUGUGAGGGAACAGUAAACUAUCUACUAAGCCACUGUUAAUUUGAGACUUGUAGCCAAGCAUUAUCCUAACUGAUCUAUUCCUUAUAAUAGGGAGGGGCAAGAAAGUUCUAUAAUGUUGUAAGGAAAACUCACUCACUACAUUUUUGUCCAAAACUCACUCACUACAUUUUUGUCCAGUGAUGUAUAUGGUCUCUAAUUUGGGUGUAAUAUAGGAUUUGCCUUCUUAUGCUAUGGUAGACCACAUUAACUGUUUAUCCUAAAAAACAUUUUUAUAGUAAAUUGGGGUAAAUAUUUUAGAAAGGUAUGAAACCAAUUUGUCCAUGAGGACAAAUUCUGAAUA